AGCCGAUGAGUGAAUUUCUCUCGGGGAGGAGGAAGGAGAGGGGGCGGCGUGUAUGAUGUUGUGUAUCUGCAUUCUGGCUGCGACUGUGCUUUCCAUUCGCACUUAAUCUGUCAAGAUUUCUCCCCUCCUUGCACAUGAGAUCGUGCAGAAGUAUACUGCCACUGCUGGGUAGAAAGAGAGCAAGAGAAAAGGGAGAGACAGAAGGAGAGAGAGAGAGAGAGAGAGAGAGGGAGAGAGCAGCUAUGUGUGCCUCAGACUGCGCAGUGAUGCCUUGAAGCUUCAGGAACCAGGCGCACAUUCGUUUCAGUAAUCUCCUCUUCUUCCUUCUUCCAGGCUCCAGACGAGGAGAUGCAGACCAUAAGGAUCUCCAGCGGUCUGUCAGGGCUGCAUGGGAAACCUAACCUGAGACUCAAGCAGGAAUAAGUGGAAUCCCUGUUAGGGAGCAGAGAAUUUAUACACAGCCCUUCAUGAGAGGUGGUCUACUGCAAAAAACCAUGAAAAAGAUAUAUAUUGGAAAAACAGCCCUUAAAACCUCUCGAAAUGGUUGUAAACAUCAGAAAAAGAGCUCUCUGCAGGAACAAAAAGAAGACCUGCGCAAACGUCUCUCCUACACCACUCAUAAGCUGGAGCUUUUAGAGCGUGAGUUUGACUCCACGAGGCAGUACCUGGAGACCGAGCUACGCAGAGCCCAGGAGGAGCUCGACAAGUUCACCGACAAAUUACGCCGAAUACAGAGCAGUUACUCAGCACUGCAGAGGAUCAACCAGGACUUAGAGGAUAAAAUCCACCGAAAUUCACAGCACCAUGAUGAUGAGAAACGGGCUCUUAGCAGAGAAAUCAUCGUCCUUAACAAUCAUCUCAUGGAAGCUAAAAUGACCAUAGAGAAACUGAGAGAGGACAAUGACUUAUACAGAAAGGACUGUAACCUGGCUGCACAGCUCUUGCAGUGCAAUAAGUCACACUACAGAGCCCAGUUAUCUGAGUUGCCUGCAGAGUUUCAGGAGCGUGUAAGCUUGCACAUGGAGGGUUCUUCCCUCUGCCAUUCCCCAUAUGCCGACACAGUGCCUGCCUCUGUCAUUGCUAAGGUCCUGGAGAAACCAGACGAGGUCUGUGGCAGUCAAGCCUCUCGCUCACCUAGCCCACAACCCAAGGAACGCCAGGGAUUCCUUGUGGGCACAAGCCUUGUGGGUAGCACUGAGCGGCUUGGCCUCCGAGCUACUUUCAAGUCAGACCUAUAUAGCAGUGACACAGCACUUUAUUGCCCUGAUGAACGGAGACGAGAGCGCAGACCCAGCAUGGACGUCCAUGGACAGCGAACAGUGUAUGAACCCCAGAACUCCACUGACAGCAACCCAGAAGAGGGAUCCAUGUCCCUGCAGCCUGGCUUCUCCCAGGACCACUUCCGAAAGUUUACAACCUCUCUGGGAGGAGGCUCUAGCUCUUACUCAAGUUUUAGUGGAGGAGGGUCAGAGGACAAGGGUCAGGAUCCUCCAAGCAGUGCUGCAUCUUCUCCGCGCCACCAAGCUCUCUACAUGGACUGGAGGGAUGGGGGUGAAUACGAGCACAAGAGCGACUCUUCCUGGGAGAGGGAGAGUCCAAGCACCUUUACGAAGGCCCACACUUUUCAACCAACUGAGUCCAGCCACCAUCAGAAUGGUAGCUCACCCAUCUACAGCAGAACAAUGUCCUCCUGUUACAGUGAACCUUAUGAGCCCCUGCCACCUUCCACCUCCCCCAGCAUCACCUAUGGUGACAGUCGCCGUGGAAGCGCUUUUAAUCCUGAGGAAGAAGAGCUGAUUGGUCGGUGGAGGCAACUGAGUGUGGAGGACCUGAGUGCCCACUCACACCGUAGUCCUGGCCGGGCAUCACCCUACAGCUUCUCUGAGCAGCACUUCUCUGUUCGGCCUGCAAAAAUUCGUCUUGGUCCUCUCUACAGUAGCUUCCAGGAAGGUACUGAUGUAUACCACCAUCAUGCUGGGGUAGUAGAUCCCUUCUCUAGCCCCAGCCCUGAUUGCAGCCCAGGCUUACGGCAGCAGCAAAGCCAACCUCACCUUUACCGCUCCAAGGAGGAUAGCCAAGAGUCUGAGCACAGCCUCUACAGCCCCAAGGACGGUGGGGUGGCAGCUGGGGGCCAGGCAACAGAGUAUGUUGACGUAAGUCCCAAUAGUUCAAAUGAGUCACUGGACCAUGGAUCUCUGGAGAUGGCUGCUGAGCUGCAGCAUUACCAACCCGAGAGGCACAGCAUGUCCCCUCAGGGAACCACUCCACCACCCCCUCCACAACAACCGUACCAAAAAUUUGGCACACUAGGACUGUCAAGAAAGGACAGUCUCACCAAGGCACAGCUCUAUGGUACUCUACUAAACUGAGAGCAGAGUUUCCUGGGUACCCUCUUUUACUGUUCUGUGGUACUCUACUAAAUUAAGAGCAGGGUUUCCUGGUUACUCUCUUUUGUCAGUGAGUUUUGAAUGUUAAGCUACAGUUUGAGCCAAACAUUUGAUGGGCUUUUCUGUUUAAUAUUUUCAGUCCAUAACCUCUCUUACCUUUUUUCUCUCUAUUUCUGUAUCUGUUAUAGUGUUUUAUAAACAUCGAACAUAAUUUGCUCAUGUUUCUACAGUUGAUAUGAAGCUAUAACACUCAGCACUAUUUGUAUAGCCUAUUUUGAAAGUUUAUUAAUGGUUCUGUGUGGUUUGUUGGAAAGUAUUUUAAGUGCAUUAGGUGCAUUCUGAAUUUUUUUGAAACUUGUCUGCAGAGAGAGAGAGAUUAACUUUGUUUUACCAAAAGCCUUCUGGGCUCAUAAGGGUUUCUGAAUGGACAACACAUGCUAUGUAAAAAGAAAAAAGAAAAAAAAAGCAAAGAAAUACUAAUUUUGAGGAAUUUGAACUUUUAUUUAAUUUAUGAAUAGCUGUAUUUAUUGUUAAGUAUGCUAUAUCUAUAAUUGUUUAAUAAAUGUAACACUAUGGAGAGAUUGACAAAUCUAUAUAAUUGUACAUUAUUUAUAUUGCUAUAAAUAAGGCAGUCAGCACAAUUACACACACUGCAAACAAUUAAAAAUGCCUCAAAUGAGUUAAGUCAUGAUAACAAUUUGAUAUUUAACUGCAACCCAUUAAAGGAUUAUUCUACAGGUUUGUGAGCGAGACCUUGUGAAAAUAUUUUUGAGAAUGAACUCUGCAUGGAUUCAUGUUACACGAAGUCAGCCCUUCAAGAUCAAGUCUCAACCAAAGCGAUACUUCUAAUCUAUUUCUAUUUCAAACAGAUUUGAUACUACUCGAGUCUAUAACAUCAUCAAACAAGUACAAUUUCUUGAAAGCACUGGACAUUUAUUUAACUCCUGAUGUGUUUUGUUGGGCAAUGGAAUUCUGAGGUGAUUGUUCUUUUCAAUGCUUUCUUUUGUUUCUCAGUGCUGUAAGCCCCUCCCUCAGGCCCUCUCUACCUCACGAUUCAAUCCCUCUCUUCUUUGUUAAUCAGCGGGGAUCCUGUGUCAGUUGACACAAUGAUGCAUGACUCUGUUUCUUCUGUUUUGCUUUCUAUAUCUAAUAAAGCACAAUAGAUGCACAA
Cyprinus carpio (common carp) is the source of this 3558-nucleotide messenger RNA. RefSeq names its product brain-enriched guanylate kinase-associated protein-like. Gene Ontology annotation, cellular component: synapse. NCBI's taxonomy places the organism in Eukaryota, Metazoa, Chordata, Actinopteri, Cypriniformes, Cyprinidae. The record is from RefSeq and is a predicted model, not a curated record.